AUGUAUGCGCCUCCGCGCUUCCUCACCGGCAAGUUCUUCAUCUGGCUCUGUCUCUUCCUCAUCGAGAACCUCUCCGUUCCAUACGUCCGACCCUACCCGCGACCCAUCCCCCAAUUCGUUGCCCACGGCGACUCGAAAUGCCUACCAGAAGUCUCGGCGGAGGUUAUCGAAGCAGCGACUGCGAAACGGGCUACAUGUAGGAAGUACUCACCUUUUGCAGCGGGGCGGGCGCGCAUCGCAACCGUCACAGCGCAUUUCGGCAAGCCGCAGGAACACUACCAGAAAGCGUUCAAGACACACCUCCAGCACGCUUUGGUGCAUGGCACAGAGGUUAGAGUGAUGUGCGAUCCGAUUGUAGAUGAUCUGUGGAACAAACCCGCCUUCAUCCUCAACCUACUCAUGCGAGAGAUGUUGAAGCCAGAGAAAGAGCGUCUGGAAUGGAUACAAUGGGUCGAUCGAGACACCAUUAUCCUCGACCAAUGCCGUCCUAUAUCGAGUUUUCUCCCCCCAGAGAAAGCGCGCUUCGGGUCCUGGUGGCGCCGCGACGACGACGACGACAAGCAAACUCCAGCACCAACAAAUACAACACACCUACUCGUAACACGCGACUGGAACGGCCUCAACAACGGCAUCUUCCUCCUCCGCGUCAACAGCUGGGCCAUCGAACUCUUCACCGCUAUCCUCGCAUUCCGGCACUACAAACCCGAGAUCGACCUGCCCUUCACCGAGCAAUCCGCCAUGGAAGAGGUGCUCAAGACAGAGCAGUUCACAGACCAAGCGAGAUAUGUGCCGCAGCACUGGUUCAACGGGUAUGAAGAGAAUGGGGCGCAGAAGUUUCAGGACAGGGAGGAUGUGGAGGGGCUGAAGGAACGGAACGUUAGGAGAGGGGACUAUCUUGUUCAUUUUGCGGGGAGGGGGAAGAGAGGGGAUUUGUUGAUGGAGUGGAGUAGCAUGUUGGAGGGGGCGGGGGAUGUUUGGGAGGAGGGGAGGGUGCAAAGAGAUGUGAGCGGUGAGGUUGAGGCGUUUUGGAAGGAUCUUGGGUAUGGUGUAUAA
Messenger RNA from Alternaria rosae, 1053 nucleotides. RefSeq names its product galactosyl transferase GMA12/MNN10 family protein. The record is from RefSeq and is a predicted model, not a curated record. Gene Ontology annotation, molecular function: glycosyltransferase activity. The transcript has 2 exons. NCBI's taxonomy places the organism in Eukaryota, Fungi, Ascomycota, Dothideomycetes, Pleosporales, Pleosporaceae. Gene Ontology annotation, cellular component: Golgi membrane. Bases 1 to 1053 code for a protein of 350 amino acids. Gene Ontology annotation, biological process: protein N-linked glycosylation.